CAAUUAGCUGGAGAAAAAGAGCGGUUUAAAAGACAGUGAGACGAGGAGAUCUUAAUACAGCUGUGGGUAUUCCCCAUUGGAGGACUCAUUUUUACAGCCUCUAUGCUGCCUCUUCAACUCUAAUACUGAUAGCCAACCCCAAGCUCUUGUAGGGAGAAGAAGAGGAGAGGCUAGCAAAGUGGGUAGACAAGAAAAAAAAUAGUUAGGGCCAAGUGUGUGGUCUGAGAUGUGUUACCAACAGAAGGAGAAACAAAAUCCUUCAAUAAGAGAAGUGGGAAAACAGAGGAAAGGGAGCCAUUUGCUGUCCUCGUACCAACCAUGUGUCAGUUUGUACCUGCCUUGGGGAUGCUGUGUACCCUCUUUGACCAACGCUGUCACAAGGCACAGGAGUCUCUUCUGAGUUCAGCCAGCGGUUAUAGAAACUACAGAGGAGUACUGAACUGGUGUGUGGUGAUGCUGGUCCUGAGUAAUGCUCGCCUCUUCUUAGAAAACAUUUUAAAGUAUGGUAUUCUCGUGGACCCCAUUCAAGUGAUUUCCUUGUUUUUGAACAAUCCCUACAGCUGGCCUGCAGCAUGUCUGGUGAUUGUGUCCAAUGUAUUCAUUCUUGUGGCUCUCUACACUGAAAGGCAGCUGUCGAAGGGUUCAUUUAGUGAAUUUGCUGGAUUUCUGGUCCAUUGCAUUAACUUGUCAAUCCUGCUAACAUUUCCUGCUGCAGUGGUGCUGCUGGUUCCUUCUAUGACUCCAGUUGGUGGUGCGAUUUCACUCGGCAUUCACACAAUCCUCUUCCUGAAGCUGUAUUCGUAUAAAGACGUAAACCUGUGGUGCAGGGAGCUGAGCACUGUCAAGGCCAAGAAACUGGCCAGGUCACUGUCUUGUCCAUCAUCACAGCACUUUAAAGGAGGCGAACAGAAAGUAUGUUACCCUGGCAACCUUGCAAUCAAAAACAUUUACUACUUUGUCUUCGCUCCGACUCUGUGUUACGAACUCAACUUCCCUCGAUCUCCUAAAAUUCGCAUUCACUUCCUGCUGAGGAGGCUGUUUGAGAUGAUGUUUUUCAUCCAGCUUUUAGUUGGUCUUACCCAGCAGUGGAUGGUCCCCAUCAUUCAAAGCUCAAUGAAGCCACUUAAAGACAUGGAUCUGUCCCGGAUGACUGAGAGACUUUUACGAUUAGCUGUCCCAAAUCACUUGUUAUGGCUGAUGUUUUUCUACUCGUUCUUCCACUCAUCUAUGAAUUUCACAGCCGAGCUGCUACGUUUCGGAGACAGACAGUUUUACAAUGACUGGUGGAAUUCUGAGACGGUGACUUACUUCUGGCAGAACUGGAACAUCCCUGUACACAAGUGGUGUCUACGUCAUUUCUACAAGCCUCUUCUAAGGAAAGGAUUCAGUAAAAUAGUCAGCCAAUCAGCUGUCUUUUUCCUGUCAGCGUUCUUCCAUGAGUACCUGGUGAGUGUUCCUCUCAGGAUGUUCAGAUUGUGGGCUUUCACUGGCAUGAUGGCUCAGCUUCCAUUAGCCUGGUUUGUUGGCCACUUCCUGCGAGGUAACUACGGCAACGCUGCAGUGUGGAUGUCCAUCAUCAUCGGUCAGCCGUUUGCUGUCUUGAUGUAUGUCCACGACUACUACGUGAUGCACUACGGGAACGAAGCAGAAUGAUACCCAAGCAAACCAGUACAGAUUGGACCUUGUUUUUCUCUGAUUUCCUUCCUCUGCCGAACAAACAGAUAAACAGCACUAAUAGACAAUCAGUAACAGAUAUUAGACUCUACAACUCAGGAUAAUCUCUUAACAUGUGUUAUGAUUUAAUCAUGUUUACAUAAAACCUUUUGUAGACUUUACACAGGACAAAAAAUGUAAUCAUAAUAUUAUAAUCCUGGAGUAUUACUGUAACUAUUGGAGGGCAAAAGAAAACCUGCUGACUGCAGCUUUAUACUCAGGUGAUCGGUACUCUAGUGUCUUAUUAGAACGCAUGAUUGUGAGUGUGGGCUGAAACUCCUGUGAAUGCAGAACUUAUAUUUCAAUGCAAUACAAUAGGACUUUGUUUAGUUUGUUCUAUGUUUUACUCUCUGGCUUUGUGUGGACAUUGAGGAAAAUGUAUGAUAAUAUGAUUGCAUAGCAUUGUUUAAGUGCUCUAUUGCAAGUUGAGAUGAAAUUAUCAUCAGUUUUUUUUAAGUCAAAGUGACUGUAAUCUGUCUGAUUUAAAAUAUGAGGAAAAAUGAUUGUAUGGUAGGAGGAUUCUGCUGUUUCUGUUUUGUUUCAGGAUUUCUUUAUCAGUUCCUGUAAGGUCAGCAUUACUGUAUGUCUGUGUGGUCUUUUUAUUUUUAUUUAGAUUUUUACCUAAAGUGCCAUCUGAAAACAGGUCCAGUCAUCACAAAGACUUUCUGUGUUAAUCUUUGUGGACAAUUGCCAAGUAACUGACAUAUCUGGUAAAACAAUGUGAUAUAAAUUAAUGUAUAAAGAACUGGAGAUAAAAUGGUGGUUCCUAUUUGCCCUUUUGAUG
Girardinichthys multiradiatus is the source of this 2497-nucleotide messenger RNA. It is a transcript of the gene dgat1b, whose product is annotated as diacylglycerol O-acyltransferase 1b. Gene Ontology annotation, molecular function: diacylglycerol O-acyltransferase activity. The coding region runs from base 319 to 1653 and encodes 444 amino acids. The transcript has 18 exons. Gene Ontology annotation, biological process: triglyceride biosynthetic process. The record is from RefSeq and is a predicted model, not a curated record. Lineage: Eukaryota; Metazoa; Chordata; Actinopteri; Cyprinodontiformes; Goodeidae. Gene Ontology annotation, cellular component: endoplasmic reticulum membrane.